Molecule: messenger RNA, 2277 nt
Organism: Taeniopygia guttata (zebra finch)
Lineage: Eukaryota; Metazoa; Chordata; Aves; Passeriformes; Estrildidae
Gene: AAMP
Product: angio associated migratory cell protein
Cellular component (GO): cytosol
Molecular function (GO): protein binding
Source: RefSeq, a predicted model, not a curated record
AUGGCGCCGGUGUGCGCCAGCGGCUCCGCUGCAUGCCGGGAGCUGCAGUCCCGCCGCUCCGGGGCCGUCUGCGGGCGGCGCCGCGCGGAACUACAUCUCCCAGAGUGCGGCGCGCAGGGCGGGGCCGGCCGCGGGCUCGGGCCGUGGUUGGCUGGGGCGGGCGGGGCGGGGCGCGCGGCGGAAGCGGCGGCGGCGGCGGCGGCGGCGGGGCGGGUCGGCAUGGAGCCCGGGGAUGGCCCGGGAGCGCUGGACCUGCACGGCGACGAGGAGAUCAUCGAGGUGGUGGAGCUGGGCCCGCCCGGGCCGGAUGACCUGGCCGAGGAGAUGGAGGACGUGGACUUUGAGGACGAGGCGGCAGAAGAGCCCGAUGCCGAGGCUUGGGAUUCGGAGGAUGACGAGGGGGUGGAGGACGGCAUGGAGGCGCAGGACGACAGCGAGGUCACGUUCUCGCUCCACUCGGAUUCUGUCUUCUGUGUGAGCCUGGACCCCAAGACCAACACGCUGGCAGUGACAGGUGGAGAGGAUGACAAGGCCUUCGUGUGGCGUGUGAGUGACGGGGAGCUCCUGUUUGAGUGCUCAGGACACAAGGACUCGGUCACUUGUGCUGGCUUCAGUCACGACUCUGUGUUCGUGGCUACAGGUGACAUGUCUGGGCUUAUCAAAGUGUGGCGGGUGGAUGCCAAGGAGGAAGUGUGGUCCUUUGAGGUGGGGGACUUGGAGUGGAUGGAGUGGCACCCUCAAGCCCAUGUACUUCUGGCUGGUACAGCUGAUGGCAACACCUGGAUGUGGAAGAUCCCCAGUGGGGACUGCAAGACCUUUCAGGGUCCAGCGUGCCCAGCCACAUGUGGCAGGAUCCUGCCUGAUGGGAAGCGAGCAGUGGUGGGGUAUGAGGACGGGACCAUGCGCAUCUGGGAUCUAAAGCAGGGAACGUCGCUGCAUGUCCUGAAAGGCCAGGAUGGCCAUCAGGACCCCUUGACGUGUGUAGCCAGCAACCAGGAUGGCAGUUUGAUCAUGACGGGCUCUGUGGACUGCCACGCCAAGCUGAUCAACUCUGCCACGGGCAAGGUGGUGUGCGUGUUCAAGAUGGAGAGCGUGACCCCCAAGGCACCCAUCAGCGAGGGUGAGGAGGCAGAGUCCAACUCAGUGGAGUCGCUGGGCUUCUGUAAUGUGAUGCCACUGGCUGCUGUGGGCUAUCUUGACGGCACACUGGCUAUUUACGACCUCUCCACACAGAGCCUGAGGCAUAAGUGCCAACACGAGUCAGGGAUCGUGCAGCUGCUGUGGGAGGAGAGCUCGGCCGUGGUGUACACCUGCAGCCUGGACGGGGCUGUGCGGCUCUGGGACGCCCGCUCAGGGAAGAUGAUCAGCGAGUACCGAGGGCACUCUGCUGAAAUCCUCGACUUCGCCGUCAACAAGGAUGCCUCCAUUGUGGUGACCACCUCUGGCGACCACCAAGCCAAAGUGUUCUGCGUCCAGCGGCCCGAUCGCUAGAACUGUGUCAAGGGAUGGCGUCCCGGCGCUGCCCUGCGCCUCCUGUACAGAGGGACGAGGGACAUGGUUUCACCACCCUUCUCCAGUGCGUGCUUUGUAAUUUUUCCAGCCUGCCCUGCUUUGCCCUCACCAUCUAGGGGCCAAGUCAGGGGUUUUGUAUGAAGAUGUCUUUAAUUAUAUAAAUUAUUUCACUUAACUGGAUGCCAGCUACUCUGCUUGUUGGGGGGGGGAAGAGGAUCUGGGGAGCUAUGCUCCCUCCUCAGGGAUCUCCCUGGCAUCCAACCAUGGCCUGAGGAUCAGUGGCAGAGACUCCCACCCUAGCUCUCCCUGCUAGGGGGAAUCAGGGGCUCAGGAUAGGAGGGAAGGGUACAGGUUGCUAGCUGAAGGUAGGAGAAUCCUGCUCUGUACAGUCUAGGAGCUCCUUAACAGAACAGGCUAUUCCCAGAUCUGGGUACUGCACCCCAAAGCUCACCAGAAGGCAUAUGUUCCACAAUACAGGAAUUAUCGCCCUUGGGGCUGUGACUAAACACCCCUUCAAGGGCAAGGUCACGUGCAUUGACAAGCCAAAGCCUCACAGCCCUUUAAGAUAGAAAGAUCUUCUUUAUUAAUGAACCCCAACAGUAUUUCUUCAGAUACAGGAGUUUUGAACUCAAAUACUCAGAAGAAAACAAGUUAAUAUUGCAUUAUUCUCAUAAGAAAUACUGCAACUUAUUUCCGGUAACAUAUUGCAAAGCGAAACAGCUUGAAAAGAAAAAAAAAAUUAAAAAAGAAAAGAAAUGAAGUCAA